AACGGAAACUAUACGUGGCAGGACAUUGCUGCAUGUUGCGGCUGCAAGAGGAUAUGCAGCGAUUGCAAAACUAUUCCUCCCUAAGCAAGACGAAAUUAGAGACACACCUCUGCAUCUGGCGAUUAGGGAAAACCAUCCUGAGAUCAUAAUUCACAAACGCCACUUAAUGUUGCCGUGGAGAAAGGAAACGUUAAAGUAGCAGAAGUUUUGUUUAAACAUGGUGCUGUUUUAAGUGCCAACGAUUUAAAAUGUGAGGCGUCUCUUCGUUCCGCAGUUGGGAAAGGAAAUUUGGAAAUGGUAAAGCUGCUCAUGGCGAACGGAUGUAACAAAGUCGAUGUUCCAAAUGAUGAUAACAUUUACUCAAAAUCUUCUCUUAAACUCGCAGUAUCGUCCGGUCGUAUGGACAUUUUAGAAUAUCUCUUGAAGAAUGGGGCGAAAAACAGCGCAACAGUUAAUGCGGAUGAAUUACGUUUAUUUUCAGCAAUUAUUACGGGCUGCGGUAGUUUAACUACUUUAAAAUGUUUAGUCGACCUUAGUUUUAAGACGGAAGAAGCAGAUUUUAUAUUUUAUUGUUCAAUGAUUCAAAAUUUUCAUGACGUGUGGCGAUAUAUAUUGACAUGUUUCUCGAAAAUUAAUGCAAAAACGUUUUUCAAAGAGAAGCAGCUUCAUUUUUCAAUUCGAAUGGGCCAAGUGGAAUCUGUUAAAGCAAUCGUAAACGAACUAGCAAGUGAAUAUAAAUCGGACCCUUUUGCUAAAAAAUUAGCUGUUUACAUCGCUGCUGAAAGUGGCAAUGAAGAAAUAUUAAAAAUUCUUCUAAACGCUCGUUAUCCCAUUGACAGUCUGUUUAAAUUUAUAAGUCCUCUUCACGUUGCAGCAACAUUCGAGCACCCGAGAUUAGUAAAGCUUCUCUUGAAAGCUGAAGUUGAUGUUAAUUUGCAAACUGAGCAUGGUCUCACUCCUUUACAUUUCGCAGCAUGUGCAGGGCAGUCAGCAGUAGUAAAAUUUCUCCUUGAAAAUGGUGCUGAUCCCUUCAUAUCCAGUUCGUUCAGCGGAUCAGCAUUAGAAACGGCCUUGAAGCUAUUUUCACCCUCGUUUUCUUGCAGACCUAUUUCUCCAUUAGUGUUUGAGGGUUUGGUAAAAGUGACGGAGUCACUAAUUCAGUAUUCAAAACCUGAAAAUAUUAAAAACCUAGUUCCAGAAGCAGUUCGAAUAAGAGUUUCAAGUAUCAAUAAUUCAAAUCCAAAGUCAAAUGUACUGCCAUCGGCCGUAUGUGAUUCUGAAUUUCGUCCUGAAAUCGUUAGAUGCCUUUUUAAUUAUCUAAGUGAUGAAUUAGUUGAAUAUUCUUCAGAAGAAAUGUUAAAUAAUCCGUUUCCAAUAGGACAUGCGAAAGAAUUGUUACAUCUUCUGAUAGAUUAUAAUGAUUCCAACUGGUGUUUUCGAAUCAGCAUAAGUGAAAAUGAGAUCAAUUACAAGUGCCAAUUGCUCCUAACUAGUUACUCUAGAAACAUUGAUGGUCUUUUAAAUACUGCAAGGUCAAUUAUCUCGAAUGAGGAUUGUGAUGGAUACAAUAAGGCACACAAGGAGGGUAACACAGAGUUUGUAAAAUUAAUAGUAGCGAGGUUAGUGUUGUUAACUGCUAAUUGUUAUCUACCUUUAAUUGCAUUUUGUUUAAAGAAUGAUUUUAAUGAUUGGCGAGAGAUGUGUACAAAGGAGAAAAGGGUCAUGCAAAGGACGAAAGUUAGUAAAAAUCUUAAAUUCACUUUCCAUGAUAUAUUAACUAAAUCAAUUGAUAAAGUUGCAAUGUACGCGAGCAAUAAUGAUUUUUUAAAAGCAAUCGAGUCUUCUCACACAAAAUUUCCGAUAUAUGCUGAUUUUUUGAAGGCAAUUCUCGAAAUAGCAGAAAGAAGAAGAAAUUUCAUCAACGACUGUGUUAGUUUAAUGUUUGAUUUGGUUCAAAACCGUCAUAGAAUUCGAAUUUCAAGAGCUGAAAUCAAUCAGAUUUUCAAAUAUCUCUCAAUUGUAGAUUUGCAAAGAUUUUCAGCAGCCUGUUCCUAAAAUGUAAUUUUAAUAGGUACAUUUAAGGCAAAGAGUAAUUUUUGUGUAUAAUUUGUUAUGCAGUUUCCUUCUACGAUGAAGAAAUUUUAAUUUAAUUAUUUGUUUCCAUCAAUAUAUU
Molecule: messenger RNA, 2173 nt
Organism: Leptopilina heterotoma
Lineage: Eukaryota; Metazoa; Arthropoda; Insecta; Hymenoptera; Figitidae
Product: ankyrin-3-like
Exons: 2
Coding region: 295-2055 (586 amino acids)
Molecular function (GO): protein binding
Source: RefSeq, a predicted model, not a curated record